AAACGUGCGAUAGCUGCGGAAACUUCAGAAAUGCGGAAUUUAAAAAAAUCACAGUAUUGAAAGACUCUGGUAUCGCUCUUUACCGAUAUUUGCCACAAAUGGAGGAUGUAACAAAAUUAGGCACUGAAACUGGAGAAGUUCUUAUUCUACGUAACACUCGAGAUGUUGACCUCAAAAUAGAAGAAUUGACUACGGAAACAGACAAGAAAACAAUCACCUGCCCGCGGUGUAUAAAAAUGAUUGAACGUGCAAAAAGUUUGAUUAAGGAUCUUCCGCCCGCUAAAAUUCACGAAGUUGCAGGCGUCUGCGACCACUGCUAUCAAAAAGAAUUAUUUCCCUGUCCCUGUUGCGACGAAGUCGUUAAUAAAUUUUUAAAGUUCUGUUUAGAAGAGGAACGUAAAACACAAGAGUAUAGAAAACAAUAUAAGUCGUGGCUUUCUAAAACUCAACUAUCACUUAAAAAAUCUGUGUCAAAUAUAAAAGAUGGUAGGCUAGAGUCUCAAGCGCCUGUGUCCAGAUAUAUUCCCACUAUGAGCCCAGGUCAAGAACCUGCCCCUUUUGCAAUUUAUGAUAAACCCAGGUUUGAAAAUGAACGUGAACUAUUUCAUGAACAAAAGCAUUCUUUUCUUCACAUCUCCGAAGAAGAAAAACAAAGAGUCAAAGGUGAAAGUGAACUUGACAGGGAAAAGAAGAAACGUCAAGCGGAAGAAAAUGUAGCGAAGGCAUUAAAAUCAGUGUCGUUCGACGCUUUAUCUAUAAGAGAUAUGCAACCUACCCUAAUUAAGGUAAAAGGUAUUAAAGUUAUAUCAACGAUUGAAAAAGAUAAACCAUCUACACCAAUAAUUGAAGAACAUAUCCAAUCCCAACCAACAAUGGAACAAGAUAUCGAAACUACAAAAGUGAUGCAAAAAAUGAUUAUACCUAAACCAGAGAUUGAAACAUACAGCAAACCAUUGACUGAAAAAUAUACCAAACCCCAAUCAACGAUGGAAAAAAAAGUAAAACUUAAGUCAAUAAUGAAGAAAGGGGCCGUUAAGAAACCACCUCGUGAAGUUUUUCCGGAAGAUGACACGACGCCUCAGAGAAAAAGGAAAUUGCAAGGUUCUAUAGCUCCUACGACAAAACCGUCUUUUGGAUCAAUUAUCAAGACCCUGAGUGAACCAAAUGUCAGUAACUUUAGUUAUACUUUUCCUCGUGACAAAACUGUAACCAGGAACCAAUUGAAGGGUCAUGUUAGUUCUUCAGAACUAAUUAAAAGUACACAAGACAUGCUUGAUGAACGAAAAGAGACGGAAAGAAAGAAAAAGGAAGAAACUGGAAGAAAACUAGAAGAAGAACAGAAACAAAAAACUGCAGAAAAGACAAUGCAAAUAGUGGAAGAAAGUAAAAAACUAGAGGAAGGGAGGCUAUUAGAUGAAGAAAGAAAAAAACGAGAGGAAGGGAGGGAUAUUAAAUCCGAGGAAAGAAUAGUCAAAGAAUCAGAUCAAUCAGCAAGAAGAAGAAAACAAGAUGGCAAGGAAGCAAUGGAUGCUUCUAAAAAAGAACUUUCUAAACAAGAAAAGGAAUUGAGAGCCAGAAAAGACGAAAAAGAGCAAAAAAUUGAUCAAGGACAAACGAAAAUUAAGCAAAGGGACGAAAAGCAACGCGAUGCUGAAGGAACGUCAGCUUUAAAAAAACUAGGUGCCAAACAAGCGAAAGAUAAAUCAGAAGAAGAAAAAUUGAGAAAGCAACAACAGAAAGACGUAGGACUGGCAGAAAAAAGAGCCACACAAAAAGAACAAGAAAAAUUGAGAAAGCAACAAGAGAAAGAAGCAUCACUGGGAAAAAAAAGAGCCCAAGAAGUCGAAAAAGAUAAAGAUAGAGACAGAAAAGGCGAAAAAGAGAAAAAAAUUGACCAAGAACAAGAGAAAAUUAAGCAAAGGGGCGAAAAGAAACGCGAUGCUGAAGCAAAGUCAGCUUUAAAAGAACAUGUCGCUAAACAAGCGAGAGAUAAAUCAGAAGAAGAAAAAUUGCGAAAGCAACAACAGAAAGACGUAGGACUGGCAGAAAAAAGACCUCAAGGAGCCGAAAAAGUAAUAGAAGCCACACAAAAACAAACUACAGAAAUAAAACAAGCUAAGCUACUAAGUGAAUUAAAGGUACGUGAUGAUAAAAAAGUAGGUAAUAAAACUGAUAAAGAUGACACACUAGGGAAAGGUGAAAAAAGGGAAACAACUGCUAAAGACCAAAAAGGACUGGCAGAAAAAAGAGCCACACAAAAAGAACAAGAAAAGUUGAGAAAGCAACAAGAGAAAGAAGCAUCACUGGGAAAAAAAAGAGCCCAAGAAGUCGAAAAAGAUAAAGAUAGAGACAGAAAAGGCGAAAAAGAGAAAAAAAUUGACCAAGAACAAGAGAAAAUUAAGCAAAGGGGCGAAAAGAAACGCGAUGCUGAAGCAAAGUCAGCUUUAGAAGACCAUGUCGGUAAACAAGCGAGAGAUAAAUCAGAAGAAGAAAAAUUGCGAAAGCAACAACAGAAAGACGUAGGACUGGCAGAAAAAAGACCUCAAGGAGCCGAAAAAGUAAUAGAAGCCACACAAAAACCGACUACAGAAAUAAAACAAGCUAAGCUACUAAGUGAAUUAAAGGUACGUGAUGAUAAAAAAGUAGGUAAUAAAACUGAUAAAGAUGACACACUAGGGAAAGGUGAAAAAAGGGAAACAACUGCUAAAGACCAAAAAGCGAAUGGUGACGCGAUGGCACUUUUGAGGGAACAGCUUUUUAAGCAAAAGCAGCAAGAAUUAGAAAAAGAGAAAAUCAGAAAAGAACAAGAAAAAGAAAAGGAACUCCUUGCUAAGAAACUCAAAGAAUUGGAAAGUAAGAAAGAAGCGAAAAUGGCUGUGAUAAAAGCACCUGUUCUAAAAACUGCACAUGAAGAUUCGGUUGAUGAAAUAAUUAUUGACUCUACUGAGUUACGAAAGCACGAUGAAGUGACGGAUAUUAUUUUAGGCCAGAAAAUAUAUAAGGUUAAAUGUGCUAAGAAAACUGAAGACAAAACACUGAUCUUAGAAUCAGAACAACCUCAGAAACCGGGGCAAUAUUCAGAGCAAAUAACUGCUAUACAGGAACCUGAACUGCAUAAACAUGAACCUGAACUAAAACAAAGAUUUACUCAACAAAAACCUGGUCAACCAACGCUCACGCAAUCCCAACAAAAGUCAUCGACAAGUGGAAAUGAGAAGACGAAGUCCUCUGACUCCGAAGGUGCUAAAGGUGUAAUAACGUAUACUUUAUCCGAUCGCCAGUUCAUCGAAAAUGGCUGGACUAUGCUGCCCACGGAGAAAGUAGUUAGAAAGAUGAACGUUUAUCGCAUGAGGCCAGCCAAGCCUGAGUUCGACUGGUUUGAGCACCAUAAAAACAAAGGAGAGCUGUCAUACGACUCCGGUGAAAAGUUAGCAGAGUUUGACGACAACGGGCGCGGUCGCUGGUACUACAGGACUGGCGAAUUAGCGCUGGAUUAUUACGACGCCGAAGAAACCAAUGCUGGCCAGAGAUUUGUUGUCUACAGCACCGGCCAACCCGAUGAACGGGGCAGAUCCAGACCGCGGACUCUUCUAGCAACCUUCGACUACUCAGGGAACGGCAUCGUGUUUGACCACACUGGCAAAAUACGGUUAAAGUAUAACCAAACCGAAGGAGUAGUUCUCGAUCGAACCAUAGGCCCCGUGUCUCAUUGGAAGUGGCACACACUGAAUGACCCCCCCGUCUUGCAGCAAGUCAUGAUAGAAACCCAAAUGCCAUAUAAAGAUCCCACUAUCCUAGCAAUGGGUGACAAAAAUGCAGACGCUAAGCGACCAGACAAUGAGGAAAUGUUAGCCAUAGAGUUCGAAAACUUUCUGAAGGAGAAGCGUCAAAAGCUAACGCAAUCAUUCAAGCCGUUUCAAAUUAAAAUGAAAGCUAUGAAAAUAAAUGAAUAUUUUUCACUUCGCGUCUUAGACCAAGCAUCGAUAUAUUUGUUGUUUAGAGAUGGUACUACAAAUUUAAAGCUGAAUAUUGGUAUGUUGUUGGACCAUAAGGAGAUCGUGGACACGGAUACGGCGGAGAUAGGCGAAGUGUCGAAUACAUUGGAUAAAUUGCCGGCUUGUACGGACAGUAUAGCAGAAUUGCAGAAGGCCGUGGCAAAAGCGCAAGCGCAGGAGCGAUUCCGUGUGCGCCACGAGAUACGUUUGAAACCUCCCCAGCCGACCGCCAGCGCAGAUGCGCUGCGCACCGGCUGCUCGCGCCCAUUGCGCACACCCGUUGUGCAUGCAUCUUUAUCGUCAUGUGACAAAAUGACCCCUAAACGCUUUAAGCCCUCAUCAAGUUGCAAUUUGUAUUACAGUACACAGUUUCUUUAAUU
Molecule: messenger RNA, 4375 nt
Organism: Cydia amplana
Lineage: Eukaryota; Metazoa; Arthropoda; Insecta; Lepidoptera; Tortricidae
Product: trichohyalin-like
Exons: 7
Coding region: 99-4373 (1424 amino acids)
Source: RefSeq, a predicted model, not a curated record